Molecule: messenger RNA, 798 nt
Organism: Helianthus annuus (common sunflower)
Lineage: Eukaryota; Viridiplantae; Streptophyta; Magnoliopsida; Asterales; Asteraceae
Product: probable sugar phosphate/phosphate translocator At3g14410
Exons: 5
Coding region: 7-798 (263 amino acids)
Cellular component (GO): endosome; Golgi apparatus; trans-Golgi network
Molecular function (GO): antiporter activity
Source: RefSeq, a predicted model, not a curated record
CAGAUUAUGCAAGUCGAGAAAGGAAUGACUUUUGAAAUAUACACAACAUCAGUCUUUCCGAUCGGUGCGAUGUUUGCAGUCACUCUUUGGCUUGGAAACACUGCAUACCUCUAUAUAUCUGUAUCAUUCGCCCAAAUGUUGAAAGCAAUCAUGCCGGUGGCGGUGUUCUUUCUUGGCGUAGCAGCUGGACUUGAAGCAAUGAGCUGCAGCAUGCUGCUCAUAAUGUCUGUGAUAAGUUUUGGAGUGUUAGUGGCUUCUUAUGGAGAAAUUAACAUCAACUGGAUCGGUGUUGUUUACCAAAUGGGAGGUGUGGUUGGUGAAGCUUUGCGGCUUAUUUUCAUGGAGAUUUUGGUUAAAAGAAAGGGCGUUAAGUUAAACCCGAUAUCUAUGAUGUUUUAUGUUAGUCCUUGCAGUGCUGUUUGCUUGUUUGUUCCAUGGAUCUUUCUGGAGAUGCCGAAAAUGGAGUCAUGGAGUUUUCAACCCUUUGUGCUAACCCUUAAUUCCCUAUGUACUUUUGCUCUCAAUCUUUCGGUUUUUCUUGUGAUACAACACACAAGCGCGUUAACCAUUCGGGUCGCUGGGGUUGUUAAAGAUUGGGUGGUCGUGUUGCUUUCCGCGAUUCUUUUUGCCGACACAAAGCUCUCUCUAGUCAACCUCAUCGGUUACGCUAUAGCCAUUGCAGGUGUAGUUGCAUACAAUAACUACAAGUUAAAGAAGGAAGCAUGUGAAGAAAGUCCUGAAAAUUUCAAGCUUUCUACAACCGGAACCCCUUCUUCCUCGAAAUCAUAUUCUGUUUAA